UCGACACAUUUUUACAUGAAGCAAUAGAUUCCUAGAAGCAUAUAUACCAUGAAAACGUUACAUCUAGUUUCCUCUCUCCCUUUUCUCUUCACAACUCUACUCUUCCAUCUCCAACAAACUCCAGCCCUACAAUACUCCUCCAGUAGCACCGCCACUACCGCCACUGUCUACGGCCAAACCACCACCAUCAUGCAGCCAACUUCGGCCCCCGCCGCAAAUAACACAGAUUUUAUCCGCAAAAGUUGCAAAACAACACUAUACCCCGAACUAUGCUACGAUUCUCUUGCACGCUACGCCAAUGUUGUGCAGCAAGAUCCCGAUCAACUAGUCCGUAUUGCCGUCAGAAUUAGCCUAGCCGAAGCCAAGCUCAUGCCUGCUUACGUAUCAAAUCUCACACACCAAACUGAGUAUGGAGCAGGAGCCGACCCUCGGGUGGCGAACGCUCUACACGACUGCUCUACUGUUCUUAGAGAUGCGAUCGAGCAAAUACGUAUCUCGCUCAAGCAACUCGGCCACCUGGGAAGCCCUGGCCCGACAUUCGUGUUUCAAGUGAGCAACGUUCAGACGUGGAUGAGCGCUGCCUUGACCUACGAGGAGACGUGUACUGAUGGAUUUAGUGAUGUGCCCGACGGACCGAUGAAAAGUGACUUAUGUGGUCGAGUACUCAAGCUGAAGGAAAUGACUAGCAAUGCGCUAGCUUUGGUUAAUAAUUAUGUUGCCCGUAAUCUGUGAAUAUGUUAAGAAAAUCAGAUGAUGUAGUUCGGUUAGAGAUGUAAAGUGAUAUUUUCAUCCUUUAAUCAUUUCAAUUACUGCUCGAUAUGGACUGGAUUGCUUACCCAUUGGCCAAUUCUUAUUGUUGUAUGUCUUGUAAUAUUUUUCAAUAAAAAGAUCAUUGAUUAUA
Messenger RNA from Olea europaea var. sylvestris, 901 nucleotides. Its product is annotated as pectinesterase inhibitor 7-like. Gene Ontology annotation, molecular function: enzyme inhibitor activity. Gene Ontology annotation, biological process: negative regulation of catalytic activity. Lineage: Eukaryota; Viridiplantae; Streptophyta; Magnoliopsida; Lamiales; Oleaceae. Bases 49 to 732 code for a protein of 227 amino acids. The transcript has a single exon. The record is from RefSeq and is a predicted model, not a curated record.